Molecule: messenger RNA, 3894 nt
Organism: Gavia stellata (red-throated loon)
Lineage: Eukaryota; Metazoa; Chordata; Aves; Gaviiformes; Gaviidae
Gene: NEK4
Product: NIMA related kinase 4
Exons: 16
Coding region: 22-2445 (807 amino acids)
Biological process (GO): protein phosphorylation
Molecular function (GO): protein kinase activity; ATP binding
Source: RefSeq, a predicted model, not a curated record
CCGGGCCCGGGCGGCGGGAGGAUGCCCCUGGCUGCCUACUGCUUCCUGCGAGCCGUGGGGAAGGGCAGCUACGGGGAGGUGAGCCUGGUGCGGCACCAGCAGGACAGCAAGCAGUAUGUCAUCAAAAAGUUAAACCUUAAAAAUGCUUCCAGCCGAGAAAGGAAAGCAGCAGAACAAGAGGCACAGUUGUUAUCCCAGUUGAAACACCCGAACAUAGUCACCUACAGAGAGUCCUGGCAGGGGGAAGAUGGCCUAUUAUAUAUUGUUAUGGGCUUCUGCGAGGGAGGAGAUCUGUAUCACAAACUUAAAGAGCAGAAGGGCAAACUUCUGCCUGAGAAUCAGGUGGUGGAGUGGUUUGUCCAGAUUGCCAUGGCACUGCAGUAUUUACAUGAAAAGCACAUUCUGCACAGAGAUCUUAAAACUCAAAAUGUUUUUCUGACACGAACAAAUAUAAUCAAAGUGGGUGACCUGGGAAUAGCCAGAGUGUUGGAAAACCAGUACGACAUGGCCAGCACUCUGAUAGGCACACCAUACUACAUGAGCCCUGAACUCUUUUCUCACAAACCCUACAACUACAAGUCUGAUGUUUGGGCAUUAGGCUGCUGUGUUUAUGAAAUGGCUACACUGAAACAUGCCUUUAAUGCUAAAGACAUGAACUCUUUGGUUUAUCGCAUUAUAGAAGGAAAGCUGCCACCCAUGCCAAAGGAUUAUAGCCCACAGUUGGUAGAAAUAAUACGAACUAUGCUCAGUAAAAAACCCGAGGAAAGACCUAGUGUGAAAAGCAUACUACGACAGCCGUAUAUCAAGCACCAAAUUUCUUUGUUUUUGGAAGCCACGAAGGCGAGAGCAGCCAGAAGUCAUAAGAAAACGGUGAAUUCUAAACCUAAAGAUCCUUGUCCUGUGGUCUCAGUAAAGAAUGAAUCUCAUAGCAGGAACGUUACACACCAAAACCACUCCUUUGCGCAAGCCAGGAAAUACAAAGUUACUGAAGAAGAUUGCAUCAUCGAAUAUAAAGCCACCAAAUUUUGUCCCUCAGAGAAACCAGCUGUUGAGUUGGAAAGAAAACCAAGCAAUAAUGAUUUGAACAACCUGGGAGACUCCUUAGCUACAGUUAGUGAAGUGAAUAUUGAUAUCUUACCAUCUGAAAGGGUGAAGUAUGGAAGUGAGAAGUGUGGCAGUGAGCAUAUUCCAGAGAAUAAUAAAGCAAAGUAUUUAAAUGUUCCAGGAAAUUCUAAAAUAACAUCCAGUAGCCCACCAAUUAAGGAAGAUGGACUACAGCAAAGAGCAAAGCAAGCUUUUAAAGCUGAAAAUGUUAAGUGUAAGCAGUCUUCUGUUGAUGCUUUAGAAGAAGAUGGUGACACUUUGAAACUCCUGCAGCCUGUAUCAAAAGACCAAAAGCAAACUGACCUGAGCUUGGAUUCUACUGAAAAGCUGCUAGCACCAUUUGUUCCUGUUGUAAUUCAAGAUGACAUCUGUCAUGGAGCUUCAGGAGAUGCUCAGGAAAAAAUUGCAUCCCACUUGCAGCCUCAUAGUUCUGUCAGUGAACCCUCUCUCUCACGGCAGCGACGGCAGAAGAAAAGAGAAGUAGCUGAAGUCUCCUCAGAGAAGUUCAGAGCAGUUGCUCCUCGGCCUUUACCUUUUCUUUCUGAUGAGAAUGCAAAAACAACACAGAGGUGUGCAGAGCAGCAUGGUGCUGAAGCCUCUGAAUCUGUAAAUAGCAUCAAAACCAGUCAAGUUGCCAUUUCAAAGGAGCGGCCCUUGUCAGCAAGAGAACGAAGGAGGCUAAAACAGUCUCAGGAGGAGAUGUUUCCCUCUGUGAUUCCAGCAAGACGAACGUCAAAUAGUGCAGUAGUUGAAGCAAAAUCACAUUUGGAAAAUCAUGUUAAAGUUGCUCAGUCCUCAUCAGAUCCCAGUAUUUCUCAGAGAAAGAGAGAAACCCAUUGCCUGUCUGAUGAUGAGUUAAGCUCUUCCACAAGCUCUACAGAUAAGUCUGAUGGAGAUUCCAAGGAGAAAAGAAGCAAUAUGAAUGAAAUGAAUGACUUGGUGCAGCUAAUGACAUGGACGCUGAAAAUGGACUCUAAGGAGAACUCUGAAUACUGUGUAACCUCGACUCCAGCCCCAGAGUUUAAACUUCAUCGAAAAUAUCGAGACACUUUGAUUUUGCAUGGAAAAUCACCUGAUGAAUUAGAGGAAUUAAAAUUUGAGGAGAUUCCUUCAGAUAUAUUAUCAGUUCCUGACAAGAUUAGGAGAAUGGUUGAAAUCCUGAGAUCUGAUGUGGUGCAAGGAUUGGGAGUGAAACUUCUUGAGAAGGCGUACAGCAUCAUGGAAGAAGACGAUGAAGUGAAAAGAGAGCUGCAGUUGCGGGAGCAUAUGGGAGACAAGUAUGCAAGUUACAGUGCGAAGGCACGUCAUCUGAAGUUUCUUGAAGAAAAUGUGAAGUUCUGACCAGAACUUUUUCCUUAGAAAAGGACUGUUUAUAGCUCAUUUGAUAGAUUGGACCAGCUUACAAAGCACGUUUAUCCAUUGACCUCCUUUGCUGGAAUAUGGAGGUGAACUUGCAAAAAACAUUAUAGUUGUAAUAAUAUUUUUCACGUUAAAAUGUGAACCAGGCUAUCACUUUCUCAGAAGAGAAACUGUUUAGUUUAGUUUUUAUUCUCUUAAUGAAACUUCAAAAAGUUGCUUUUUAUAGAUGCAAAGAGGGACAGAUACCAAGUUUUGUAUACAAAGGAGUGUCAAAAAAAAAAAAAGUUUUGACUUGAAUUUGUCAUAGCAAAAGGUUUUUGGUAUGGUCAUAUACUAGAUACGGUAACAAAAUCUAUGCCAAGGGUAUAGCGUGAUAGGUUAUAAGCUAUUAUAUCACAAAGUUGUGAAAAUUUAGCAGGGAGAAACAACUACUAAUUUUUGUAGCACCAGAAGCCCUCCAGGUUCUGUAAAUUGCCAAGUUCAAGUGCUAAAGAGGGUGGUUGUUCUGCUUUUAAGCAGAGCCUUUGCUUUUGUGUCUUAUUGCUAAGGCAAUCACCAAGGUGGUGGAAAAUAUGUGGUAACUGUAUAAAAUAAGCCUGAAAAUGUUUGAAAGGAACAGAGCCGUGGUUACCAUGGUCCCUGCUGGAGAAAUCCCUUUGCCUUACAAAUACUAAUUCCUUUUAGGAAUGAAAGUGCCCAAGACCAGGGUCACUUGGAGAAAUAGGCAUCUUAGCUUUUCCCUUUCUUCGCAUCUAGAUUGUGUUGCUACACAUGCCCAGGCAUUGUCAUGUACCAUCACUGCAGAAAAAGCACGUGUCGUUUUUAAAGGAUAAGGAAGUCAAAAGGGAAUUGAAUUUGUAAAAUAAAAUUUUAAACGCAGAACCUGUCUCUUUCCCUGCCUCUCGCUUAAAUACUGUAACUUCCAGCACCUCUGAGGGAGACUAACAUGACGGUCAGUAGUAAAAAAGUGCAAUACCUGUGGAUCUUGAAGGUUUCAAUAGCUAUUGUAUUAUGCAGAGUCAAGAUGUUACUUUCUCUACCCAGGCAAAUUUAUUUUAAACAAAAAUGCCAGUCUGUAAUCUCCUAUCCUAGAACAGUUUCCAGUUCUUAGUGUUUUUUCAGAACCAUGGGGUAUGUACUGUUUUCCAGUACUUGUUACAACCUGAUACAACUGACAGCUUGUUUUACACAGUUAGAAAUAUUUUAGUAGAAAUCCAGCUGUAUAUUAUCUUUUAAGCUAGACUUGAUUUGAUUUGCUGUGUUCCUUUUUACUAAAAUACUUGAGUGAGAUGUGAGCCUUCUAAAGUUAAUUCCCCCCACCCCUGCCUUCCCAGUGACUUCACUGAAACUCCAGCCAAAAUUUAGAGAGCCUUCAUGCUCUCUGCAGAUCCUGGUGUACUCAUGGUAGUAUACGAAGUAGUAAGAAAAAAA